AUGAUAAUAGAUAGGGUAGACGUAGAAACUAUCAAUUCUUUUUCGAAAUUGGAAUUAUUAAAAGAAGUCUAUGGACUGAUAUCGAUUCUACCCAUUUUGACCCUCCUUUUGGGAAUAACAAUAGAGGUACUCGUAAUUGUGUGGUUAGAAAGAGAAAUAUCUGCGUCGAUACAACAAUGUAUUGGUCCUGAAUAUGCUGGUCCCCUGGGCUUGCUUCAAGCUAUAGCAGAUGGGACUAACCUACUUUUUAAAGAAGAUAUUCUGCCAUCCCUAGGAGAUAUUUCUUUAUUUAGCAUUGGACCCUCUAUAGCAGUCAUAUCAGUUUUAUUAAGUUUUUUAGUUAUCCCUUUGGGAUAUCAUUUUGUUUUAGCCGAUCUUAGUAUUGGUGUUUUUUUAUGGAUUGCCAUUUCAAGUAUAGCUCCUAUUGGUCUUCUUAUGCCAGGAUAUAGCUCAAAUAAUAAAUAUUAUUUUCAGGUGGUCUAUGAGCUGCUGCUCAAUCCAUUAGUUAUGAAAUACCAUUAA
Molecule: messenger RNA, 522 nt
Organism: Triticum aestivum (bread wheat)
Lineage: Eukaryota; Viridiplantae; Streptophyta; Magnoliopsida; Poales; Poaceae
Product: NAD(P)H-quinone oxidoreductase subunit 1, chloroplastic-like
Exons: 1
Coding region: 1-522 (173 amino acids)
Biological process (GO): aerobic respiration
Cellular component (GO): membrane
Molecular function (GO): NADH dehydrogenase activity
Source: RefSeq, a predicted model, not a curated record